Molecule: messenger RNA, 2464 nt
Organism: Plectropomus leopardus (leopard coralgrouper)
Lineage: Eukaryota; Metazoa; Chordata; Actinopteri; Perciformes; Serranidae
Gene: gsr
Product: glutathione reductase
Biological process (GO): glutathione metabolic process; cellular response to oxidative stress; cell redox homeostasis
Cellular component (GO): mitochondrion; cytosol
Molecular function (GO): glutathione-disulfide reductase (NADPH) activity; flavin adenine dinucleotide binding; NADP binding
Source: RefSeq, a predicted model, not a curated record
CUAACGAGCUGGGCGCAGCGUAAGUGCUAUUCCCGAAGAAAUCCCAAACAAACCUGCUUGAAUACCUGGAAUUAUUUACGCUAAAUGUGCUACACGAACUACGCAAUGCUUUGAUUGGACAUCUAUGUUAUCCACGCCUUCAAAUAUGACAACUUCGAACAUCUUUAUGGUAAUUUUAAAAUCGUCGGCGCCUUUUCUCUGUCAUUAAAUCGUCAAAACAACAUUUGUAUUGGUGUUUGGAGACAGACGGGAGGUCGUGUCGUCUCACCAGUUUGUAUGUGGGCUGUGAGUUCACCCAGUGACACAGGAAGUGAUUUAAAGCUUUUGUAUCUGACGCGAUAAUGAAGUCAAAGCGCACAGGCCGUCACCAGCUGGGAGAUAAACAUCGACACGCUGUGGAUGCAUCUCAAUAAAAUGCCCUUAAACGAAUAAAAACAUGCUGUUUGUACGAAUCUGCAGACUUCUUCCUCCCGUGUCAGUGUCUCUGGCAUUACCAAGACACGGAGUGAUCAUCCGCCGCAGCAUGGCCUCAGACCCGACGGCUACAGAGACGACUCGGUUCGACUUUCUGGUGAUCGGCGGCGGGUCUGGAGGUCUGGCCGGGGCUCGGAGGGCGUCGGAGCUCGGAGCGACCACCGCCGUCAUCGAAAGUCACAAACUCGGAGGUACCUGCGUCAAUGUUGGCUGUGUUCCCAAAAAGGUUAUGUGGAAUGCAGCCGUUCAUGCUGAGUUGCUCCACGAUCACAGUGAUUACGGCUUUGACAUUGGAAAUGUUCGCUUCAGUUGGGAAGCUCUCAAGGCAAAAAGGGACGCUUAUGUUAGUCACCUAAACCGCAUUUAUCGAAACAAUCUUGACAAAGCUAAAAUCCAAACUAUUCAAGGUCAUGCCAGGUUUACCAGUGAUCCUGAGCCGACUGUGGAGGUCAACGGAAAAAAAUAUACAGCGCCUCACAUCCUCAUCGCCACUGGAGGGCAGCCUUCUGUUUUGAGUGAAGAGGAAGUUCCAGGGGGAAAUCUGGGUAUUACCAGUGAUGGUUUUUUUGAACUUGAAACUCUGCCAAAGCGCAGUGUGAUUGUUGGUGCAGGUUAUAUUGCAGUGGAGAUGGCGGGCAUCCUUUCCACCCUGGGGUCCAAAACAUCGCUCAUUAUACGACAGUCCAGUGUUUUGAGGAACUUCGACAGCUUCAUAAGCACAAACUGCACCAAAGAACUGCAAAACUCUGGUGUGGAUCUGUGGAAGAACUCUCAGGUGAAGUCUGUGCGUAAAACGGAGAGGGGACUGGACGUGACACUUGUCACCAAAGACCCAGAGAAGAAGAACGACGAGGAGAAGGUCAGCACCAUCCAGGAUGUGGACUGCCUGCUCUGGGCCAUCGGCAGACAGCCCAACACUUCUGGACUGAACAUCGGCGAGAUGGGUGUGGACACAGAUGAAAGAGGUCAUAUCCUUGUGGAUGAGUUUCAGAACACCAGCAGAUCAGGGAUCUACGCUGUAGGGGACGUUUGUGGCAAAGCUCUUCUCACACCUGUUGCCAUUGCUGCAGGCAGAAAGCUGGCACACAGACUGUUUGAGGGCAAGAAGGACUCCAAGCUGGACUACUCGAGUAUCCCCACAGUGGUGUUUAGCCACCCACCCAUCGGGACGGUGGGCCUCACAGAAGAGGAGGCCAUUAAAUCUAGAGGAAAGGAGAAUGUGAAGAUCUACAAGACCUCUUUCACUCCGAUGUAUCACGCCAUCACGAGCAGAAAGAGUCAGUGCAUCAUGAAGCUGGUGUGUGAGGGCAAGGAGGAGAAGGUGGUGGGCCUGCACAUGCAGGGCCUGGGCUGUGAUGAGAUGCUGCAGGGCUUCGCUGUGGCCAUCAAAAUGGGUGCUACCAAAGCAGACUUUGACAAGACUGUCGCCAUUCACCCCACCUCGUCUGAGGAGUUUGUUACGAUGCGUUAAGGCAUACGCACGCUCCCCCCUUUGCUUCCCUAUACGACCAGCAACCCAGACAAGCAUACCAGGACAGAGUCACUCCUCUGUACCACUCUCGCAUCAGCUUGACGACUUGCUUUCUAAAACUACAAACUUCCAUUUUCUCUCAUUUAAGUGACCUUAUUCGUGCGCAGUGUUUCAUCUUUUCUAAUUUUUACCUAAAUGGACCAAGACCGAGUUAUGGCCUUCUUAAACUCUUAAACUGUACUGUGGGUCUUGAUUAUUGAUUGAAUUUUCCGAAUUCCAUUUUAAUGAUUGUGAAAUGGAAGUGAUGGAUCUGCAGGUAUUGUUGUCAAGUGAGUGCAUGGGAAAUCAAAAAGACCUCUCUCCUAGUGUAUGUGUUUGAUUUGUCAGUCAUUCGUCAGAUAAAUAUAUUACAAACACUGCUGCUCCUUAAGGCACCUAUUUACUACCAAUGCAAGGUCAUAACAUACUAUCUACUGUACUGUUCUAAAGAUUCAAUAAACAUGCAGGUUUUUUUCUUAA